AUGGCAUCACGCAAUCCGUCAAAGCGCCCCUUCAGCGAUGAGGCCCAAAAGUAUCCAAAGCUUUGCCCAGGCGGCGGUCUCUUGAUAGCGUGGCAACUCAAAGGCAAGAAGGUCCUCAUCGUUGGUGGAGGGCCCGUAGCAGCAGGCCGACUCGUCAACGUCCUCGACGCGGACGCCAUUCUCGACGUCAUGUGUCCCUCCUCCGGCCUAUGCGACGAAAUGCGUUAUCGCAUCUACACCGAAAAGGUGGUCACCAACUACAUCGAUGGAUCCUACGACCAAGCUCAUCCCGAAAUCCUCGACCGAUACGACAUGGUCCUUACCGCAAUCGACGACGUCGAACUCUCCAAAAAGAUCUGCUGUGAAUGCAGAUCGCGGCGUAUCCCAGUCAACGUCGCAGACGUCCCGCCCGAAUGUGACUUCUACUUUGGCUCCCUCAUCCGCAACGGUCCUCUCCAAGUAAUGGUCUCCACCGGUGGUCAAGGCCCCAAAAUCGCCUCACAGACUCGUCAAAAAAUCCAAGCAGCUAUCCCAAAGAACGUCGGCCAGGCAAUCACAAACGUCGGCAAACUCAGAGCGAUGCUGAGAAAGCGCGCACCAAGUGCGGAAAUUGGUGCUAGGAGGAUGAGAUGGAUGAUCGAGGUUUGUGACAAGUGGAAUCUGGAUGAGAUCUGUACAAUGACAGAGGGGGAUAUGAACAAGAUUUUGGACGGGUGGGAGACAGGUUACGUGCCAAGUUACAAGGAGGUGAAAGGUGGAUUGCCCUUCUUGCCAUCAGAUGUAAGGAUGAAGAAGGCCUUGUUCGGAACAUGUCCUGUGGUAGGCUACCCAAGUCCGUACUUGACAGGUUUUUCAGGUCUGCUGUUGGGCGCUGCAGUCUCGUCUGCAGUCUUCUUGGCAAGGGGUGUUCAACGCUCAACAUAG
This is a messenger RNA of Ustilago hordei, 924 nucleotides long. RefSeq lists its product as uncharacterized. Gene Ontology annotation, molecular function: protoporphyrin ferrochelatase activity; precorrin-2 dehydrogenase activity. Bases 1 to 924 code for a protein of 307 amino acids. Gene Ontology annotation, biological process: siroheme biosynthetic process. The transcript is spliced from 2 exons. The record is from RefSeq and is a predicted model, not a curated record. Lineage: Eukaryota; Fungi; Basidiomycota; Ustilaginomycetes; Ustilaginales; Ustilaginaceae.